GCUUGACUUGGUCACCUUUAACAGAUGGAAGUUUAUUCCUAGUUAGGCGGCUGCGCCAGGGGGCGGAGGCUUCGCCCAGCUAUUAACCCACACUUCAAAAACUGUAUUUUACGUCGGUCGGUUGACAACUCAGCUUUCAGCGAUUAUACUGUGAUUUAAUUCUGUUUGGCAGAUUAUGCCGUAAUGUGAACAGGCACCUAAUUCUCUGCAUUUCAUGCAGUGGGACUUGGAACCUGACGGCUUCGAAAAAAUACAUUUAAUAUACUGAUUAUACUUGAAAUUGGCUUGGUUGUUCGGCAGUCCUACUUAGUCAUCCAACUUAAAAAAGCGCAUUUUCGUUUUUGGAUCAGUGUAAACUUAGCGGACUGGAAACAUUAGCAGUGCACUCCGCAUUCCGCAAUGCCGGGCUUCGAUUACAAGUUUCUGGAAAAGCCGAAAAGACGAUUUCAGUGUCCUUUAUGCAACAAGACGAUGCGGGAGCCUGUGCAGGUUUCAACGUGCGGACACAGGUUCUGUGAUACUUGUUUGCAAGAAUUUCUAAGUGAGGGAGUGUUUAAGUGCCCCGAGGACCAGCUGCCCCUGGAUUACGCCAAGAUAUACCCCGACCCAGAGCUGGAGCAGCAAAUCCUCGCGUUGACCAUCCGCUGCAUCCACAGCGAGGAGGGCUGUCGCUGGACGGGGCAGGUGAAGCAGCUGCAGGGCCAUUUCUCCACCUGCUCCUACAACGUGAUUCCCUGCCCCAACCGCUGUGCCACCAAGCUGACUCGCCGAGAGCUCCCGGCACACCUGCAGCACGACUGCACCAAGCGGCAGGUUCGCUGCGAGCACUGCGGCGAUGACUUCACCGGGGCCGCCUAUGAGGAGCACCAGGGAGUCUGCCCCCAGGAGAGCGUGUACUGUGAGAACAAGUGCGGGGCGCGUCUGGCCAGGCGGUUGCUGGGACGACAUGGCGCGACAGAAUGUCCCAAACGGACGCUGCCUUGCAGACACUGUGGGAAGGGCUUCGUGUGGGACACUCUGCAGAACCACCAGUACCAAUGCCCGCAGUUCCUGGUGUCGUGCCCGCACCAGUGUGGGGCGGCGAGCCUCACUCGAGAGGAGCUGGCAGCCCACGUACGGGAUGGUUGCAACACCUCCCAGGUGAUCUGCCCCUUCAGGGAAGCCGGCUGCAAACACAGGGGUCCGAAAGUGGCCAUGAGUCGCCACCUGGAGGACAUGGCCAAGGCCCACCUGAACCUGAUGUGUGGGAUGGUGAACCGCCAGCGGCAAGAGAUCCUGGAGCUACGGAGGGAGGUGGAGGAGAUGUCUGCCAGCCGCUGCGGCGCCUUCCUGUGGAAGGUGGCGGACUUCACUCGGCAAUUCCAGGAGGCGCGGAGACAUAGCAACUCCGAGUGCUUGAGCCCGAUAUUUUACAGCCAUCGCUAUGGUUACCGGCUGCAGGCCUCUGCCUUUCUGGAUGGCAACGGUAGCGGCGAGGGCUCAUUCCUCUCUCUGUACAUCCGCGUCCUCCCCGGUGAGUACGACAACCUGCUGGAGUGGCCCUUCCCGGGACGGGUCACCUUUUCCCUGCUGGACCAGAGCGACCCUUCCUUCUCCAAGCCCCAGCAUAUCACCGAGACCUUCAACCCUGACCCCUCGUGGAAGAACUUCCAGCGGCCGCGAGCCGGGAGGGCUACAUGUGACCCGACGGACGAGAGCGCCCUCGGCUUCGGUUACCCCAAGUUUAUUUCCCACGAGGAGAUCCGGAAGAGGAAUUACAUUCGGGACGAUGCCAUCUUUCUGAAGGUCUCUGUGGACAUCCCUCAGAAGAUCAUCGCAUAGCUUGUGGUAUGGAGGAGAGACUUGAAAAAAGGCAGAAAAAAAAUCACCGGGUAGCUUCUUCUCUCUUGGAAACCCAGAGCUUGUGUUGGGAGUGUCCAGCUCUCAUUGGCUGUCUAGACAGGAAGUUGCUGCUCAGCCACUCACGUUGACUUUGCUGUAACGGGCUGCAGGGGCAUCCUGUUUAGCUGCUUGGGGACCAAUUUUCUCGGCUCAUUCUUCUCUCCAUCCUCAAGGAAAUUUGAGAUUAAAAGCCUUGGAAAUGUGGGUGUGGCCAGUAGUUUAUUAGUAUUUUGUUCUCGGGUUCAUGUGAAGAGCUAUAGAAAUUAGAAUAGGAGUAGAGAGGGCUUGACAGUAGUAGUGUAAAUGCAGAACGUUCAUGUGAACUGAUCUGGAACGGGAGCUCCGCUUCUACCCACUCAUGCUGGCAGUCAGUUUUCUGCUGAUCCACCCAGCACUAGUGACCCAUAUGAAGCAGUGUGUCACACAGUCACCAACCCAGCUGCCUUCUGCUCACUGGACCAAAAAACCAGUGACCUCCUUUUCUCCCUCCUUUGUUUGGAGCACCUCCUGCCACGUGCAUUUAGUGGCGAAAACAGUGUCUAUUAGUAUCAGCAGGUGGCCCUGAAACGAGGCUCUUCAUCAAUGUAAACAAUAUUUAUGACCCCAGACAGAGGAAAAGCUCCUCCCUAGUGACACAGAAGGAUCAUUUUUGUUGCCAGUCACGCAUUAAAGGACAGACUCCUGAUGAAUAUUCAUAAAUGCAGCCAGGGCCUGAAACCGGACACAGGAACAGGUGUGGUUGGAGCUGGGAGUCUUGCUGAUAAAUCAAGGUGGAGCCUGCCUGAAAAAUGGGACAAGUGAAGGACGCUUAGUUUUUAGGGGCUAGACGUUCACCCUUUGGGGCAUGUAAAGGAUACAUUUAUCCAAAGUGAUUUUACACAGUGGACGUUUCACAUUUGACGUCAUGGCGACCAGGACUUCCUGUGGUAACCCGUGUGGCUCCACCUCCCGGCCAGACUUCCAAUGCCCCAGGACAGAUGAAGAGAUCUCUCUGUCCUUGUGUUCUGUCAUCCACUCUGCCCUCUCUCCUCCCCUGGACAGGUGAUGGGGGAGGGACGUCCCCCUAUUAAAUGACAGAUGGUCACUGAUGCUUCAAACUGGAUAAGCAAUAUUACAAAAAGCACUUUUUUUUUUGUUUUGUCCAGGCAGCUAAUAGCAAUUCCGUUUUGGGUCACAGGUGGACUGCUUGUUCGACAGGUGGGACUGAAGCAGGAGAUGGGAUAGAACUGACCCCCCCCAGCUGUCAUUCCAGGCAGGCCUGUGGAACUUAUGGAACACUUGGAGGGGGCUUUGCCCUGUACUGGACUCGGGGUGAGGGGGUAGGGUGGCUAUAUAAAAACCAGGCUGGAGUUUUGCUUAUGUUUGUCAGAAAUCCCGGUUGGAAUAUUUCUGUGAUCGACAAGCAAUGUUUUUCAACCUGGACGAAGGGAAUUAAAUGUGUUACAUGUACAUGCAAAAAUUUUUUUCUUUUUUAUUUAUCCGUGAAGGCUUUUUAUUCUGGGAAGGACUGGAAUCAAUAGAACCAUUUAAAAGUUCUGUUAAACCAUCUGUUUCUGUGAAGUGUUUUUCCUCCAAUUUUUUGACUUGGAACGAAAGACGAUUGUGUUACCAUUGAUCUCCUGAAUCCUCGUGAAAAUAAAACAUUAGAUUUUACAUCA
Messenger RNA from Brienomyrus brachyistius, 3539 nucleotides. Its product is annotated as TNF receptor-associated factor 4-like. The record is from RefSeq and is a predicted model, not a curated record. The transcript has 7 exons. Gene Ontology annotation, molecular function: protein binding; zinc ion binding. The coding region runs from base 400 to 1821 and encodes 473 amino acids. Gene Ontology annotation, biological process: regulation of apoptotic process; signal transduction. NCBI's taxonomy places the organism in Eukaryota, Metazoa, Chordata, Actinopteri, Osteoglossiformes, Mormyridae.